Messenger RNA from Megalops cyprinoides (Indo-Pacific tarpon), 1598 nucleotides. RefSeq names its product interferon regulatory factor 2a (gene irf2a). The record is from RefSeq and is a predicted model, not a curated record. The coding region runs from base 243 to 1313 and encodes 356 amino acids. NCBI's taxonomy places the organism in Eukaryota, Metazoa, Chordata, Actinopteri, Elopiformes, Megalopidae. The transcript is spliced from 10 exons. Gene Ontology annotation, cellular component: nucleus. Gene Ontology annotation, biological process: regulation of transcription by RNA polymerase II; immune system process. Gene Ontology annotation, molecular function: DNA-binding transcription factor activity, RNA polymerase II-specific; RNA polymerase II cis-regulatory region sequence-specific DNA binding.
UGGUUGAGGCAGUCGCGAAACAAACACAUCGGAAGGGGGAUUCCGCUCGGACCACUUGCUUCCUUAGCUUGUUUUGCUUUCGAUCUGGUCAGUCGAAGGGUGUACGUUUAAGUUUUCGUUUUUGUUACGCAGGACCACACAUUUGGCAGACGAUAAAGUUUUAGCCCAUUUACCAGGGGGAUUUGUCGCAUUCGGACAACCUAUCUCGGAAGGCGAAUAGGAUCUUUUUGUCACAGGCCACCAUGCCGGUAGAGAGGAUGCGGAUGAGGCCCUGGUUGGAGGAGCAGAUCGACCGCGGCAUGAUACCGGGCCUGAAGUGGGUCAACAGAGAAAAAAAGAUCUUCCAGAUCCCCUGGAUGCACGCGGCCCGACACGGCUGGGACGUGGAGAAAGACGCACCUUUGUUCCGAAACUGGGCCAUCCACACAGGGAAAUAUCAGCCAGGAGUGGACAAACCAGACCCCAAGACAUGGAAAGCCAACUUCCGCUGCGCUAUGAACUCCCUGCCCGACAUCGAGGAAGUCAAGGACAAGAGCAUGAAGAAAGGGAGCAACGCCUUCAGGGUGUACAAAAUGCUGUCUCCCACCGAGAGGCCCACUAAGAAAGGAAAGAAGAGAGCGGAAAAAGAAGAAAAAAGCAAGAUGGAGCGCAGAGUCCCGGCAAAUGAGAACCCCAGGGGGGCAGCGGCCCGCGAGCAGGUGGUGGUGAAGAUGGAGGACAUGGUGGAUAGCACGGUGCUGACAGACAUAACUGACAAGGGGAGCUUAUCACUGGGAAUUGCAGUCAGCGAGCCCCCCUGCCCCGCCCCCCACAGCCCGCUGGAUGACAACCUGAUCAUCAGUGACCUGCCAGACGUCUGCCAGACCAUCGAAGUCACGACAGAGGACGAGGAGCAGUCAGUCAGCUCCAGCCACCCCUACCCCCUCCAGAUCUCUCCCAUUUCCUCAUACGGAGAGAGUGACACGGACAGCAUCCACAGCGAAGAGGACUCAAAAGAGGGCCUCCGGCUGUGGUCUUCGGGCCGGACAGAGGGGAAACGGCCGUUCGGUACCUCGGUGCUGAAGAUGCCCACCUGCACGCUGCCCGGCAUGGCCACUUUCGUCACCUCGGGGAAGACCAACUUCAAGGUGACCAGCAGCCGGGAGGAGUCGCCCCUCAUCGCCUACAACAGCACCCACUGGGGGCCCCUGUUCUCCUCCAUCCCGGCGCCGCCUCUCCCAACCUCCGCCACCCGCGCCCCCACUCACGAGAACCGCGCCAGCGUCAUCAUGAAGACCUCGGACGUCUCCAGCUCCACCGUCAAGACCUGCUGAUCCAGGCUCAGCCCAGCUAAAUCCGCUGAUCUUGGGUCAGCCCAUCGAGACCUGCUGAUGAGGGGGUCAGCCCAUCAAGAUCUGGUGAUCUGGGAUCAGCCAUUCAAACUGCUGAUUCAGAGUCAGCUGAUCCAUGUUCAGCCUUAGACCUGUUCUGGUGUCAGCCCACAAAUCUAUGGCUCCAUGGGAGGACAGAAACACUGGGCCUGAACUGGGGUCUUUUAUUUGGGAAGAGAGUUUGUCCCAUAAGAACCCCCCUGACCCCCCUCCCCUCCCCCACCUUAC